GAAAAAACGACAACCCUCCCACAGAUGUAUAACAGUAUGAGGCCUUAUGAUAAGGCUACCAUUAGAUCUAAGUAUAAAUAUCUCUAGUAAAGAAUUUUUGAAAGUUUAUAUAUAACUUUCAGUUUAGAAUGUGUUUUGAUUUCCCACUUUAAAAAAUUGUAAAUAUGAAAACGAAAGUAACGUGUUAGGCAGCGAGCUGAGAUGGAGUCGUCAGUGACACCCACGUUUGUGUCAUGUCCAGAGCUCGAAGUUUCUGAGAUUGUCAAAAGUUGGUUGUUGUCAAAAAACUACCAGGACAAUCUUAAAGAUAAACUGAAAUGUAUUAACAGUGCAAGUAAAUUGACUGAAAAGUAUAAAUCCUCAAUUUGUUUUGAAACCCUGGGACCUGUUGUGCAUAUCACGAGAGAAGCACUCUCAGAUGAAGAUCCUUUUGUGCGUUAUUCAGCAGCUAUAGCAUUGGGAGACAUCUUAAAUCACUUUGAUAAUACAGAUUUCACUCAAGUGAUCAAUGACAUGAUCUCAACCAUGUCAACAAUGCAGUGUGGACGGAGAGUGAGCAUUCUUGACUUACUGUGGCAUCAUCUCUCCAAGUCUGAGAGUAAAGAGAACUGUCUUGUAUCCGUGACAGUCCUAGGGCAGCAAUGGACAUACCUGUGUGAACUGUGUCUUUUUGACAGUCUUGUCGUAAAGCAUGAAUGUUCUUCUUUCCUCAUCAAACAAACCUCUGAAAAGGUUGUCAUGCACUGUGAAUUUCUCAGCUUAUGGAAAAGAAUGAUAAAAACAUGCGUUAACAGCAAACAAGAACAAAUCAUUGACUUUUUGAAACCAAUUUUUAAGUUGAUAUCAGUGGUCAGACCCAAGGUUCUAGAAAAUAGAUUGACAUUUCGGGCUGUGUUGAAAUUCAUUUAUGUUGCUGUAAAAAAUAUUGCCGAGAUUUCUGAAUUUGAGGGUGCCUCAAAAGACAUAAGCAUUCAGCUUGCAAAAACUUUAGUGGAUUGCUUUAGUUCUGAAUGGUUCGAAGACUUUCCAUGUGAUUUUAAAGAUGGAUUUGGAGGAGAAUUAACAAUAAAUUCAAACAAGCAACAAAGCUUCCUAAUUUGUAGAAUAGUUGGAAACAUCUGUGUUAAGCUGGUGUCAUUUGUACUAGGACUAGAUAUAGAUUCUGGUAGCAGAAAUUUAGCAUCAAUUCUCAGAGUCUUAAUUUCUCUAGAUACCUGGAUGGGUAGAACUUCACCACAAAAUCAUUUUCUCUGGGUUCCGGCUGUUUAUUCAGAACAAGAUGAUGCAUGGAUUAAUAUUUUAAUGACAUUGUUGGAAAUAUACAUCAACAUGAAAUCCAGAUUACAAGAUGAGGAAGCCUGCACUGUGAUUCAGGAUGCAUUAGAUAUGAUCCAACCCCACAAACAAUUUUUACUGUUUUUGGACACCACUGGAUUUGAUGACACCCUGAUUGUGGACCUCCUGAUAUCACCAGAGACCUGUUUCCUUACGUACUUUACUAAGUACCUAAGGCUGGUCUCUUCUGAAUGGACAGAAUUUGUUACCACACACUCUGAGUACACUGUAAGUACUUCAGUGAACAGAUUCAGCAAUAAGGAAAAGGUACACUUAGAGGAAGAAUUAUCUGACGGAGAUGAAGACACAUUAUCUGUUCAUAAAGAACUUGAUACUGUAAAACAUUCUGGCCCAGAACCUAAAAUAUCUGAUGGACUAACGUUACUUCAUCAGUAUGGGGAUGAUGAGGAGGAGGAGGAAAUUGCUGAUGAAGAUGAAGAGGAUACCAGUAUGGGAAAAACUCCUAUCCACAGCGUAAUUGAUCAUUCUAUAGAUUCUCAAUUUGAUGUUUUCCCCACACAAAGCAAUAAGUGUUUGGAAGAAACAAUGUCUGUGUUAAUUAGAGUUAGAUUUAAAAUAAAGAAAUACCAGGAUUCCAGUAUAUUACCAUAUGAUCCUACAGUUUUAAUUCAUUUAAUAGAGGAAGUGGAAGAAAUAUAUGAACAGUAAAUACUGCUAUCAUUGAGAAAUACAGAAAAAGAUACAAUGUAUGUAAUUUUAUGAAGAUUGUUUAUGCACAUCACUGUUUUUACUUUGAUAGAAGUCUGUGCCGAUUUUCUU
Molecule: messenger RNA, 2115 nt
Organism: Saccostrea cuccullata (small rock oyster)
Lineage: Eukaryota; Metazoa; Mollusca; Bivalvia; Ostreida; Ostreidae
Exons: 4
Coding region: 202-2004 (600 amino acids)
Source: RefSeq, a predicted model, not a curated record